CAGCUCAAACACAGGCUACUGAGCUGUGGGCAGAAUGUUUCCUGCCUCCCCAUCACUGUCAUGAGGGGUUUGCUCUCUUCCCACAACCAAGCCUACUGGCAGGAGUGCAUCCAGAAGGAGGCCGCUGCCCGGGUUGCUUGGAAGAUCAACUAUGGCCACAAAUAUCCUAAGGAGAGGCCCAAGCCCAGGAAGCAGGUCUGGCAGGCCCCUCUCAGGUCAGACUUGGGAGUGUCUGUGCCUGCCACCAGCUACCCUCGUAGGAAGGAGGCAUGGGCUGGAUGGCCGGAGACUAAGGGACUUGGGGCUCAGCCACCCAAGGAAGUACAUGUCCAGGGCACCCCACGCAAAGGAGACAGAAUCUGGGCGGCUCAAAGAGCAAUUCAGACACCAGCAGGCCAGACCAAGCCAGAGGGCUUAGAAAUGAGGAAGGUUCCCCCUAGCACCCUGCAGCUGCUCUUCCAAGGCAUCUCCCACGAUGGUGAAGGCCGGGCUUUGUACCUCCGGGAGCGGCAUCGGCAGAAGCCAGAGGAGAAGUUUCCAUACCCGAUCCUGUCAUCCUGGGACUACGGCUGGCAUGUGGGCCUAUGCCCAGGGGCCAGCAGGUCCCGUGAAGCUCUCCCGAGGCUGCUCUGGGGCACUGGCCAACCGCUGACGUCUCCCCACGACCACCAGCGCUCAGCCCUAGAGAAGCUCGAUCAGAAGGGAAGAUGCCUUGCAACAAUGACAAAAACAAAACUGAAAACAACCUAACUAUCCCCAAAAAGGAAA
Molecule: messenger RNA, 768 nt
Organism: Talpa occidentalis (Iberian mole)
Lineage: Eukaryota; Metazoa; Chordata; Mammalia; Eulipotyphla; Talpidae
Exons: 3
Coding region: 61-750 (229 amino acids)
Source: RefSeq, a predicted model, not a curated record